Messenger RNA from Myxocyprinus asiaticus (Chinese sucker), 6383 nucleotides. Its product is annotated as wings apart-like protein homolog. Lineage: Eukaryota; Metazoa; Chordata; Actinopteri; Cypriniformes; Catostomidae. The record is from RefSeq and is a predicted model, not a curated record. The transcript has 20 exons. Gene Ontology annotation, biological process: regulation of chromosome condensation. The coding region runs from base 242 to 3757 and encodes 1171 amino acids.
GAGAAGGAGGGGCGACUCUAAUGGCGCAUCGCUGUCCGUCAGAUACAGCUCCCCACAAAUAAACAACAGCAGUCCUUCACGAGCGUGCUAAAUUUGUACUUCUGUCGGUCGCACUGCGCCGCAGCCGAGCUUUGCGUAUUCGCUCAUUGAGCAGAUCGUCUGGGCUUGUGUUUAGCGGCUCCGCGGAGUGCAGAGGCCCAGAGGAAAGACGGCGGAUCGAAAAUAUGUAACAAACAUCACCAUGACGUCCAGAUUUAGUAAAACUUACACUCGGAAGGGAGGACAGGCCAGCUCGAAGUUUGAUGAGGUGUUUUCCAAUAAGAAAGCCACUCUCAGCACCAAAUGGGGAGAGACAACCUAUAAGGCCCAACUGGGGGUCAAACGGCCCUCGUUCAAACCAGAGGUCCCAGAGCUGACCAAACGACCUCGAUUUGAUGAUGACGAUAGCUCAGAGGAUCCAUUUGGCUUUGACAGCGAUGACGAGUCCAAAACUGUAACGUCCAGAGGUACUCCCCAGUCUGAGGUGGACUCAGACGUUGCAGGGACUGGAAAUGAGCAGUCCAAGACAGCCCAGACAGAAAAACCCAAUGUGGCCAUGGCAGUGACCAGUGAAGGCACCUCCACCCUGGGGAGCAACCCAAGCAUCGGCAGAGAUGUGGUUUGUCCCAACAGCCCAGCUAAAACAAUUCCAGCUUCAUUACAAAUCUCUAGUACUGGAGGAACUUGGAACAACUCCUGUCUCACAGUGAGCAACCCACUCUCCCAGCCCUUAAGUUUAAAGAUCCACAGCAGAGACUUCCCUGAUGACUGGGACUCUCUCGGGGCAGACUCUACUCCAGGGGAUGAGGAGCACAGCUCUACCCAGGCUUGGAACUACUCUGAUGGGCUCAAGAGCUCAGAGCAGUGCCCUGCUGAACCUGAACCUGUGGUGGAACCUGUUGACUUUGAGCAGCUUCCGCUUCUUAAACCAGCCAUUGAUAGAGUGUACCGACGACCCAACCGGAAUAAAGCGGCAGAUAGUUCUGCAGCCGGUGAUGUGCCAAGCCCUGCAGUGGGUUCUACACCACCUGUAGGAUCUACACCAGCCCCUGCCUCUGUAAAGAGCACCAGCACAGGGGUUGCUGGGAGUUCGGAGGUCAAGCCCGCAGGUCGGGGCAGGGUGAGGGACUACACCGUUCUUCACCCGUCCUGUGUGUCUGUGUGUAAUGUGACCAUCCAGGAUUCGAUUGAAAGGAGUGUGGAUGAGUUUGUGAGCCCAGCACCUGCCGACUUGGGAGAUGCAGGAAUUUUCCGGAGGAAAACAGACACACAACCUGUGAAGCCUACCAGGUUCAGGCCCACCCAGAGUAAAAGUAAGAAGGAGACGAAACUGGAGUUUUUUGGCUUUGAGGAGAAUGAGGCUCAGGGCGCAGAUGGAGAGGCCACAGUGUCUGGCAGCACCAGCUACAAGAUCAAAUACUUUGGUUUUGACGAGCUGAGUGAGAGCGACAGUGAUGAAGAGGAAGACUCCGUAGCAAAACAGUGGAAAGAGAAGAAAGCAGCUAUGGCAGCCCUUUCGGCCAGCCCGAACAGUCCCCAGAUCAGCGAUUCUCCGGAGAGUCAACAGAGUGAAAGCAGCGCAAAUACAGAUUCUCAGGAGUCAUUAGAUGAGAUGGGCUCCAUAGGGUCACUGAGAGAGCGGCACGGAAAGCAGACCGACAAGUCAAAGGAGAUCGGUCGCAAGAUCUUCAGUGGGCCAAAAAAAGUAAGCCUAAAAAAAUCUCCUGCUAAAGCGGUGUAUAACGCUCGUCACUGGAAUCAACCCGAGCCAGAGGAAGUGCCUUCAUCUGCUUCCUCCCAUACUGUGACUGUACCUAAGGCCAGUGUGUCAGAUGGCAGCAAAGACACAAAUUCCCAUAAAGACGAUGGAGUGUUUAAAGCUCCGCCCCCUCCUCCUAAAGUCAUCAAGUCUGUCACUAUUCCCACUGAGCCCUACCAGGACAUUGUCACUGCACUCAAAUGCAGGAAGGAGCACAAGGAGUUGUACACAGUGGUCCAGCAUGUGAAGCACUUUAAUGAUGUGGUGGAGUUUGGGGAGAAUCAGGAGUUCACUGAUGAUUUUGAGUAUCUGGAGACAGGCUUGAAGAGCACACAACCCCUCAACACACGCUGCCUUAGUAUAAUCGGUCUGGCUACACGAUGUGCCAUGCCCAGUUUUCGCAUGCACCUGAGAGCCAGAGGGAAGGUGGCCCAGGUCUUUAAGAUGCUAAGUGAUGCCCAACAACAUCCGAACUUAGCACUGUGCACAGCGUCCCUUAUGUACAUUCUUAGCCGAGACCGGCUGAACAUGGAUCUGGACCGGUCCUGUCUGGAGCUGAUGAUCAGGCUGCUGGAACUAGAGCAGGACGACUCUGUAGCAGACCAGCUUACAGCGAAAGAGAUAAGCAGAGUUAAAGAGAAAAUCCGUAAACUCUGUGAAACAGUCCACAACAAACAUUUGGACCUGGAGAACAUCAACACGGGCCAUUUAGCAAUGGAGACGCUUCUGUCUCUGACGUCAAAGCGAGCAGGAGACUGGUUUAAAGAAGAGCUGCGUCUACUGGGGGGACUUGACCACAUCGUAGAUAAAGUGAAAGAGUGUGUGGAGAAUUUAAGUAAAGAGGAGGAUAAGGAGAGUCUGGUGGCGUCCUUAUGGGGAGCAGAGCGCUGUUUACGGGUUUUGGAGAGUGUUACGGUCCACAACCCUGAGAACCAAGCUUAUCUGAUCGCCUACAAAGAGUCCCAGCUCAUUGUGUCUUCGGCAAGGGCUCUGCACUAUUGUGAACAGAUGAUACAGCGUUACAGCCGAGAGGUCUCUUCAUCUAGCUCUGUCCUUCUGCAGAGUAGUCAUGGCAACGUGGGCAAGGCCGUGGAGGAUUGUAUGAGAGCUGUUAUUGGAGUUCUUCUCAACCUUACACAUGAUGAUGAAUGGGGCAGCACUAAAACAGGUGAGCAGGAUGGACUCCUACUGACAGCUCUAGACUGUGUUCUGAAGGUUCCUCGUUAUUUGCCUCAGGAGCAAAGAUUUGACAUCCGUGUGCUGGGAUUGGGACUGCUGAUAAAUCUGGUGGAGUACAGCGCCAGAAACAGACACUGUCUGGUGGAGAUGGAGGUGGACGUAAGCUACCUGAUGGAGACGCAGGGAGAUGUGAAGAAGCAGAAUGAUGUGAAGAUGGAAGGAGAGGAGGGGAAGAAGACAGAGGAACAAAAAGAGGAUAAAACAGUGGGAGAGGACGAGAAGGAAUCCACAACACAAAAGUCAUUAAAUGCUCUGGCAGCUCUAGUACAGCUCUUCCUGGAACGGGAGCGAGCUGCUGUUCUAGCUGAGGCACAGACUGAUGACCUCAUCAGUGAGACACCAAAGUCUCAGGCAGACCAGAGCGGAGAGUGGCAGGAAACUUCCGGAGAGAUCCAGUGGGUCGCCUCGGAAACCAACGACACCAAUGAAAAGAAAGAGGAGGAGGAAGAGGAGCUUGAUCUUAAUAAAGCCUUGCAGCAUGCUGGGAGACACAUGGAGGACAGCAUUGUGGCAUCAUACACAGCUCUUCUACUUGGGUGCUUAUGUCAGGAGAGUCCGAUGAAUGUGAAAACAGUGCGGGAAAACCUUCCUAAGGGUGAUUUCUCUAUCAUGACUGAAAUGCUGAAGAAAUUCCUUAAUUUCAUGAACCUGACGUGUUCUGUUGGAACCACAGGACAGAAAUCUAUCUCACGGGUGAUCGAAUACUUGGAGCACUGUUAGCAGAGGUGUGAUGGCCCCCCCCCUUCCGUGGGAUAAAUCUGGACCUGGCAAUGUGCCUUAGGCCCUUUAGGAAAGGAAGCAGCAGCUUCGGUGGUAAAUGUGGUUUGCGUCGCUACGAUCACAUCACCUGAGUGACUCUCUGGCACUGGAGAGACUUGCACCAUUCUUUUAGUUUUUAAGUUGUGUUUUCAAAUGCCGUCUCUGUCUAUCUCUUUCUUGCACACACAUAAACCUAUGGCUCCAUUAACACCUUGCAUUCAAAUAUGUUUUUGGUGAUCAGAUUGCGGUCGGAUUGCACUUGACCACAUUCAAUGACAGGUGUAAAUGCACCCAAGACGCGUUGUGAACAGAUCGUGAUCAGAUCACUGAAACCACAUUCGGUGGUGGUCAGAAAAGAAUACUGACCACAUUCACAGAUGUAAAUGCAAAUGCUUUUUUGUUAUCCGGACACAACUACACAAGUUAUUAAUUAUGUGAUGAGUUUACACUACAGUCAGCCUUUGUUAAAGUGCUGUGUUGUGGGUUCUUGCGUUUUUCUGUUAAUUCUGUUAAAGUGAAGAAAAUACCAGACAACUGCUGUGUUGCAAUCUUGUCACCUGAACAAUUAACAAAAUCCCAUGAAUUAAUCCAUUGGAAUGCAUUUGGGAUAUCCUGUCGCUCUCCUCAAAUCCCUCUUGCUCUCGUCUCUCACCUGUUUUCUAAUCAAAUGUGACACUCACAUGAAACCAGGCUUCACUCGCACAAUUCAGAUUAAGCAUAUGUAGCCAAGUGCCGAAUGCUUACUUUGGCAACCCAAAAUUUAGAUUUGUUGGCCUCCAAAAAAAUUUAAAUGAAGGAAAAACCCUGACUGUUAACGUAAUAGAAAGCAUUUGAAUUAUUAUUAUUAUGUUUUCAAAAUUCGUUAAAAGUCUGAGAAUUUUCCGUUACCACAGCCUCUGAUAUAAUAUGCAAGGUCAUUUGCAUGGGUAAUUUUGAUCGGAUCUCUAUCCGAUCACAGUGGAGACUCAUUUGACUGCAAGGUGUAAAUAAAAUCCAGCUAAAGAUCAUCCAGAUACUGGAUAUGAGACACAUGUUAAUGCAAGGUGUUAAUGGGGCCUAUGUGUUUCCAUAAUGUUUUGUUUAAAAGCACUGAUCCUAAUUUAAAAUUGGUUUAUGCUCUGUUAUGAAACAAAACGCAUUCUAAACCAUUUCACAGUUAAGUAACAUAUUGAUUUCUCAGACACCACGAUCUUAUUUGUGCACAUGUGUGGGAAAAUAUGUUGAUGAGGUCAUAAGAUGCCUUCUGAACCAAAGAUGAAACCCCUUUAGACAGCGAAACACAUACUCAACUUGAAAGUGAAGUUCUCAGAUGCAUGUUGUAUACAGUUAAUUAGCAUCAUAGAUUAGUCAAUUCAUCUGCUUGUUAAACCACAAGAAACCCACCUUUAUUACAAAUAGCCCAGACACAAGCGGUUUUAAAGCAAAGCACAAAUACUAGAUUUCUUGUUUAGGUAUGUCCUGCAAAAGUGGGGAAAAUACCAUUUAUUCCUUUAUGGAUUUCUAAGGACUUUGUUUUAAGUUAACAUGUUUCAAUCAUUGUUUCUUUCUUUUGCAAAUACAAUGCAAUUGAGCUACUGGGUUUGAUUUCUUUUAAAGUGACACCAUGAUAACAGUAAACAGGGAGUUCUGAUGAUUUUACCUGGAUAUCUGUGGAGAAUUUUAGAUGUUUCUUUUUUUAAUGGUUUUUCACUCCUGAUCAUCCACAGGCUCUUUUAGAUAUUUCAAUUGUGAAGAAUCGUUAUCUUACUAGAGUAACCCAUGAUUUAAAAAAAAAAAAUCAAAUAUAGCCAUCAAAUGCAUGUAUUUUUAACUUUUAUUUAAUUGUAUUCUUGUUUUUGUUUUAUUAGUUUAAAUUAGUUUUGAAGUCUGCUGUGUAGUCCCCUUUUUAUGAAAUGUUACAAAAAAAAGACUGCACCUGAAAUUUGUUUUAAAGUGUCCAUCAAAAAUUAUUAUCCUCUGUUAAUUUAAACAACACUGAUUUUAAUAUAAUAGAAUGAGAUAUUAUUGUUUUAUAAUUUUAUGAUGGAAUUUUUUCUUUACCAUUAAUGUGGUUUAGGAAAAUUGUUUCUUGUGUUUCAAACAUUUUAAUUCCAUCCUGUGUUUGUCUUCAGCUGAAUGUGAUCCUGCAGUAUGGCUUGAAGCUGCUGGAAGGUUUUAAAAGCAAAACAAACAAAAAAAAACAGUGCAUCCAAUCUUUUUUAAGACUAAAGCUAAGCAAGUGUCCUCUAUUCCUUUCAGAUCUUUGCUGAAGCAGAGCCAUAUGGAGUAAAGCUUGUUAUAUUUUGUAAAACUAAAGCUAGUUUUAAGAUAGUUAAUUUACAGAUCUGAUUUAUUUUUAAUUUGUUUUCCUCUUAAUUGUACAUACCUCUGUAAAUAGUUGCUAUUUGAUGUUAGACUGCUAGACUACUUUAACCAAACCUGAUUUUUCUUUGUUUUAUAUUUUUUCCCCAUUUUGGUUGCGUCGUUUUAGAUAAAAGUACAAAAGUACAAUUACAAUAAAUAUAUAAACAUUUGUACCAUUUUCCAGGAUGUUGUCUUUGGUUACAAUGUAAAUAAUUUUACCUUGAAUAAAUACUUGCUACUUUCA